This is a messenger RNA of Tricharina praecox, 1774 nucleotides long. RefSeq lists its product as uncharacterized. The transcript has a single exon. The record is from RefSeq and is a predicted model, not a curated record. NCBI's taxonomy places the organism in Eukaryota, Fungi, Ascomycota, Pezizomycetes, Pezizales, Pyronemataceae. Bases 713 to 1024 code for a protein of 103 amino acids.
GGAUGACUGGCUGGCUGGCUGGCUCCGUGCCUUACGCUGGCCCGACGCCUUCACAGUCCACAGUUCACGAAGCGAUUGAUUGAUCGAUCGAUAGAUCGAAUGAUUGAUUGAUUGCAGUGUAACUAGUGCAAUGGUCACGGGUUUCCUUCGUUUCCAUCGUUUCCAUCGUCUCCAUUUCCAUCGUUUCUAUCACGUUACAUAGCACCAGCACUCUAUAUACUCACAUGGAGCUCUCGGGCGUUCUCGCUUCACCCUCGGCAGCUGAUCCGAAUUCCACCGGGCGCCGGGGCCAGCACUGUGGCUGGGCAUCGUCCGCAUCGUUCGAAUCGUUCGAUUAUUCCGGUGCCCCGCCUUGUCUUCGCCACAGGGGGGGAAAGAAAGGAAAAAAAAGUGUUCGUGGUGGUGGACGGCGAGCUCAGCUUUAUUCGUCAUUCGUCAUUCGAGGAGGAGGAGGAGCUGGGCCGUGGUUGAUGACUUGACAGCUUCCAUCUCAUGUUCCCAAAGGAACGCUCCACCAAUCUACCAGGAUGAAGGAUGAAGUACCUACUCUACCAGUAACCACGGUCACGAAGAUGUAUACGCAUAGUCCAGCCGACCCGACCCUUUUCAACCCUUUUCGACACGACUCGAUGGGGUUGGACGGUUGGAGGGAGGGAACGCUGGAUGCCUGCCUUGUACUUACAUACCAUCUUCAAGCGCUUGUUUUUUCCGCAUGACCUGUCUGCCAUGCGCUGCGAUUUCUUUCUUUAUUUCUUUGGCUGGAGGGCGCUGCGAAAGAUGGCGACAAGCAACAAAGAGGUCAUCUUAUGGUAGCAAGCAGACGGGGAAGGGGACCAGCCAGUUGGGACUGAAGCAGAGAAGCAUAAGGCGUGGCGACGGUAGUGGCAAUGGAAGAAGGAGAGGAGGAGGAGGGGGAAGAAGAAGGAGAAGGCGAAGCUGGAGAAGCAAAAGAAGCAGAAACCCCAACCCAACCGGUCGUCGUGAAGAAGAAGAAGCAAAAAUGCAACCUAACCGGUCAUCGUGAAGGAGAAGGCGAAGCAGCAGAAGCAGCAGAAGCAGAACAAGAAGAAGCAAAAUAAGAAGCAAAAGCACCAACCAAACCCGUCAUCGUGAAAAACACCAUGCCAUGACACCAUAACACCAUAUCCAGUCCCACGUCCCACGCAGCUCACACACACGCACACACACAGACACACACACACGCAAAAACCUACGCACUCACGCACGAGAAACAUACGACAUCACUCGUCUGCACGCGGAACUUCGGUUGUGGCCCGCUGCUGCUGCUGCUGCUGCAUGGUUGUGGUUUUGGUUUUUGGCUGAAUGGGUUUUGAUUAGAUUGUUAUUGUCGUCGUCCUUGUCGUCGACGUUGAGCCGAACUCUGUGCCUGCUGUGCGCUGAGGGGUAGAUGCGGAUGCGGAUGGGGAUGCACCACUUGACUUUGAGCUGCUGUAAUCGGCCGCGGUCGGGCGGAUAGAGUUUAGUUCCACUUCGUCGCGACUCGCGAUGGGAUUCCGUGAAAGUUGAGGAAGCUCAGUGGCGAGAGUGGUGGGAAGUGCAAGUGCAUAUAACGGCACAAGUGAAGGGCUGAGAUGGGGUAGUGGGAGGAGAGGAUGGAAGAUGGGGAAGAUGGAGUGGGAGAGGAAGGGGAAGAGGAAGAGGAAGAGGAAGAGCUGGUGAAGGGUGAAGGGUGAAGGGUAAAAAGCGUGUGUGUGUGUGGUGUGAAUCCGAGCCGAACGUGUAAAAGCAGAAUAAGGCGGGAUUUGGUAACUGG